Messenger RNA from Danaus chrysippus (African queen), 312 nucleotides. NCBI's taxonomy places the organism in Eukaryota, Metazoa, Arthropoda, Insecta, Lepidoptera, Nymphalidae. The record is from the annotation of a GenBank genome assembly.
AUGGUCGUCGACGGUCACGUACCUGGGGGUCACCAUCGACAGGUCCCUUACGAUGGUACACCAUGUGGGAACGGCCGUAGCGAAGGCCCACCCAGAACCACCCUUCCCCACCCAGACACGACAUUGCUGCGCAGGAGGCGACUUAAACGCCCCGCGCGGGAGUUGAUUCCAUCUCCCUUGAGCGGGGCCACAGAAUCGCCAGCCCCAAUGGCAGCAGACCAGGACCAACCACCGUCCUCUCGUAGACGCUUAGAGGGGUCCUACCCCGCGGGCCAUCUCGAGGGCGGUCACCAGCCAAUGACCGACCCAUAG